Castor canadensis (American beaver) is the source of this 2519-nucleotide messenger RNA. It is a transcript of the gene Lrtm1, whose product is annotated as leucine rich repeats and transmembrane domains 1. The record is from RefSeq and is a predicted model, not a curated record. Gene Ontology annotation, biological process: axonogenesis; positive regulation of synapse assembly. Lineage: Eukaryota; Metazoa; Chordata; Mammalia; Rodentia; Castoridae. Gene Ontology annotation, molecular function: protein binding.
GCUGUUCCCUAAGGUCUGACAAACAUUCUUUAUGUGGCUGGCUGGCUGAAUGGGAAAGGCAGGGAUGAUCUCAGGGAGGCCGACACUUUAAGAAAGAAGCGAGGGACCAUCAAAAGAUCAUUUUAUGGAAACCGAUCCCAGCCAGAUGGAGACAAGGGGACAGGCUGCUUAAAUAAGUGGUCUACUGAAAGCGAGAACUGUUUUCUGCAUCGGGAGAAAGCACAAGCAGGAUUCAGAAAAAGUGAAUGAAAAGUCUGCCAUGCCCUCAGUUUGUUGAUCCGCGAAUUAAUAAGGGUUGGCUACGUAUUCAGCAAGGACGCUUGCUCUCGUGGAGAUUCAGCCAUGAAAGGUACACUGUUGCUUUCCAGUGCGAUUUUCCUGCUCCAGGGGGUGUGCAGCUGCCCAGAGAAGUGCUUCUGUCACACAUCUUCAAACUCUGUAGACUGCAGCCACCAGGGGCUGGCUGAAAUCCCUCCAAAUCUGCCUCCAGAGACUCUAACACUGCUCUUACAAGACAACCAGAUUCGUCAGCUUCCUGUUUUUGCAUUUCAGUCAGUGCCACAGCUCAGGACUUUAAAUUUGUCUAACAAUUCCCUUUCAAAUUUGGCCCCUGAAGCUUUCUACGGACUUCAGCAUUUGCAGGUUUUGAACCUAACCCAGAACCCCCUGCUUUCCCUGGAAAGCAGACUUUUCCAUGCCCUCCCCAAGCUGAGAGAGCUGGACUUGUCAUCAAACAACAUAAGCCACCUUCCCACAUCCCUUGGAGAGUUUUGGGAGAACUUAACCAUGUUUGCAGUGCAAGGAAACCAGCUUCAGCACCUCGAUCGUGCCCUGCUAGAGUCCAUGCCCGGAGUGAAGCUGUUAUUUCUCAAAGACAACAACUGGAAAUGCAAUUGCCACUUGCUCGGCCUGAAACUCUGGCUGGAGAAAUUUAUCUAUGAAGGAGGAACAACAGAUGGGAUCAUAUGUGGGUCACCUGACACCUGGAAGGGAAAGGAUCUCCUUACAAUCCCUCAUGAGCUGUACCAGCCCUGCCCUCAUUCUUCUCCAGAUCUGGCAUCAUCCUCACAGGACCAGCACCCUGGCAGUGAGGAGGUCCCGAAGUCUUCUGAGAACCACAGCUUGGGGCAGCAAGACCUCUUGGAGUGUGAGGCCAAACCCAAGCCUAGGCCAGCCAGCCUGCGCCAUGCCGUGGCUACUGUAGUCAUCACCGGGGUUGUAUGUGGGAUUGUGUGUCUCAUGAUGUUGACAGCCGCCAUCUAUGGCUGUACCUACGCAGCUAUCACAGCCCAGUGCAAUGGUGGACCCUUGUCUCAAACCAGUGACUCUGGGAAGAAGGGAGGAAAAGAGCUAUUUGACAGCUCACCAGCUUGAGAGCUUUGAUUUCAAAGAGGAUUGAUCAUUGUGGGCCAGAAGAAAUGUUUGAAUAGGGCUGAUAUGUUCACAUUCGUGUCUCAUUUUGUUUCUUUCCAAAAGAAGACAAAAAGAUGAAUUUGUAAAAAAAAAUAUUCCUGGGAAGAAAUUUAUGUUGAAAAAUUUAAAGUACCAUAAAUGAACAGAGAUGAUGCUUGUACCCUGUGCGCGAGAAGUCAUGACAAUGAUUCUCCACGGUGUGGGGGGCACACAGAGAGAGGGAAGAUGCCAUGUCUUCCAGGUACCCUUCCUUGGAUUCAGUUGCUUUCGCAACACAACAAGAACUCCAGCUGGUGUGCCAAUUGGCAUUCCUGUGAACUUUAGGGUCCCCUGGAAAACUGCCUGAGUUUGAGUGUCUGGAAAGAGGUGGGUGAUCUUACCCAAGGGACACUUUACAUCUCUAGAAUUCAAGUUCAUGCGAGAUCACUGGUACUUUUAGAUGUUGUGUCUGUUAUAUAUUUAAUAGGAGCAUCUGUUGGUUGGGAAUUUCAUAGCUUGCCACAAGAGUCAGAUUAUACUUAAUUUUCUAAAUCAGAAAACUAUUUGGGGCUUUCUAGGCUGCAGAGGAAGAGAAAAGUUCCAUGUCUGGAUAAUAGGACUCAGGCCCAGAGUCUGGGGAAGUGUUUUGAUACAAAGGUAAAGAACACAUAAGCAAACACAAAGACGAUGGGGAACCAGAAUUGAGGGACGAUACUACCAAAAGGCUAUAUCCACCAAGUGAUUAGAACCUUCCAUUUAUAAUGAUCACAGCAGGAAUGAAUUUAGGCUAGACUGCAUGCGAGGUAAUGACUUUUGUGUAUCUGCAUCUACAUCCAUAGCAUACAGAGUGCAUGGACUCGUACAACCACACCCACAUAUAAACACACUCAGAGCAAUCAGUUUACCCACUAAUGAAAUGCAGCCGUGUCAGGGUGGGAGCCAGCAGCUGUUGAUCACCACCCAGAUUGUCUACUCAACACUCUGGGAUAGGAAGUAAGAAGGAAUCCUGAAGAAAGUGGGAAUUACCACGAGACUCGAGAUACGUGGUGGCAGCCAUCCUGAACAUUACUGAAGUGUGGUUUUUUAAAAAUCAGGUGUGGCUUGCUUAGUCUACAGACAUGGUCUUG